Messenger RNA from Pseudoliparis swirei, 1449 nucleotides. It is a transcript of the gene thg1l, whose product is annotated as tRNA-histidine guanylyltransferase 1-like. Gene Ontology annotation, molecular function: magnesium ion binding; tRNA guanylyltransferase activity. The record is from RefSeq and is a predicted model, not a curated record. Bases 192 to 1091 code for a protein of 299 amino acids. The transcript is spliced from 7 exons. NCBI's taxonomy places the organism in Eukaryota, Metazoa, Chordata, Actinopteri, Perciformes, Liparidae. Gene Ontology annotation, biological process: tRNA modification.
UGUGUGACCCGACAACUGUCUUUGGAUACAUGUAAUUAUUAGUCGACGAAACUCCUUAAUUAUCCUUCUAUAACAUAUUGGUGUUUGUGUAACUUACUAAAUAUUAACAUAUUAACGCGUGAAACAGACGGAGCAACGUUAGCUAACGUGCUGCUAGCUAACUGACACAUGACAUCCGAGUGAGCGCCCUCAUGCUGAUCGGUCAGGCCGGGGUCUUCGGAGGACGCGUCGGCUCGUGUUGGCUCAGACCUCGGGCCGGUCUCUUCACCGCCGCCGCCGCCAUGGCCAAGAGCAAGUUCGACUACGUCCGCAACUUUGAAACGGACGACGCGUGUCUCAGGAACUGUUACAUCGUCGUGAGGCUGGACGGCCGCAACUUCCACAGGUUUGCGGAGCAGCACGCGUUCACGAAGCCCAACGACGACCGGGCGCUGGAGCUGAUGAGCCGCAGCGCCCGCUCUGUCAUGGAGGAGCUGGAGGACAUCGUCAUCGCCUACGGUCAGAGUGACGAGUUCAGCUUUGUUUUCAAGAGGACGUCCACGUGGUUCAAGAGGCGAGCGAGUAAGCUCAUGACUCACGUGGCCUCCCAGUUCUCCUCCUCCUACGUCUUCUACUGGAAGGAGUUUUUCGGGGAGCAGCCCCUCUUAUACCCCCCGGGCUUCGAUGGACGUGUGGUCCUGUAUCCUAGCAACCGCAACCUCAGAGACUACCUGAGCUGGAGGCAGGCGGACUGUCACAUCAACAACAUGUACAACACGGUGUUCUGGACUUUAGUCCAGAGUGGAGGACUCACCACCACGCAGGCGGAGGAUCGCUUAAAGGGAUCUUUGGCUGCGGACAAAAACGAGAUCCUGUUCUCCGAGUUCAACAUCAACUACAACACGGAGGCUCCGGGCCACAGGAAGGGAACCACGCUCAUCUGGGAAAAGCGGGACGAAAUUGCCACCAAGCGCACGAAGCUCCCCGGCGGCGAGGAGGCGGACGUGCCCGUGACACGCAGCCGCAGGAGGGUGCACGCCCAUCGCUGUGACAUCAUCGGGGAGGCGUUCUGGGCGGAGCAUCCGGACAUCCUGGAGGGAGACCACUGCUGAGAGGGAGUCGCACCGGACUGAGGGCAGCCGUGCGGGCAGCGGGGGGCGACGGCGUGAAGCCCGUGAAGCCCGUGAAGCCCGUGAAGCCCGUGGGUCAGUCGUAGGAGCGCUUGAUGCUUGACUCUGUGCGAUUACUCUCUCACGGACUGGAACUCGCGCUCACGUCUACAUAUUCCACUUCAGUCGUGACGCGGCGGCGCUCCGUCGCCGUGGUUCUUACAGAGAUGCGGACGCAUCGAGUUCCUCUUCCUCACGCCAGCAGCAUGAGGUCACAUCCGUCUCUUCCUUUGUCUUUAUUUGAUGUAGCAAAGAAACAUGAACGACAUGCACAAAAUAAAUAAACUAUCGCAGGAUCAUA